AUGACAUCGAAACAAGAUCAAGAUCAAGAUCAACAUAGAAAUCAAGAACAAGAACAAUUUGAAUGUUCUGAUAAAGUCACAACCCCAAAUGGGGGACAAACAGUAAUAUCCACUGAUGACACUUUGCAUACAAAUCCCAAUCACAUGAGUGAAACCAUCACAUCCUCUAAUAAAUCCAUUUCAGAAAAGUCAAAAUCUCAUUUCACUACAAGGGAUGAUGAAUCAAAGAAUUUUAAUUUUGUUUCGCCAACACUAAGCCAAGUAAGCAAUCAUUCAAUAAAAAGCCUUUAUUCAGAGAGUAUUAUUUUUGGUAAUAUUCCACAAGACGAAAUCGAUCUUGAGCGUGCAAAGACACGAGAAGAGGUAAUUUCUCGAACAGCGACCAGAUAUAUUGAUGAUAUCGUUCCGCAAGAACUUAAUAACGGUCUUCCUGAUGAUGGUGAAAAAGUAAAAGAUAUUGAUCCCGAACUAAUAACAUGGGAAAGUGAUUAUGAUACCCAAAACCCAAGAAACUGGCCCAAAAAGAAAAAAUGGCUGGCAGUAGGAAUUGUCGCAUCAUUUACCUUCACAUCUCCAUUUUCAUCAUCCAUUAUUGCACCAGCCAUUCCAGAUAUGGCAGCUGAUUUAAAUAUAACCAAAGAGAUUGAAAAAUCCUUAUCGGUCUCCAUUUUUGUUCUUGCGUGGGCUUUUUGCCCCUUGUUUUCGCUCCUGUUUAGAUUUUUAGCUGGAUGUGCUGGCGCUCUCCCAAUAUCCAUUGGCGCAGGAACUAUGGCGGAUCUUUUUAAUGAUAAAGAAAGGGGUGCUGCACUUGCUCUAUAUGCGUUGGGCCCUACGGUUGGACCUGUGGUAGCUCCAAUUAUUUCAGGAUUCAUUGCCGAAAAUACUUCUUGGCGCUGGGUUGUUUGGGUAUUAACAAUUUUCAGUGGAGCUAUUGCAGCAUUUGGCUUCAUAUUUUAUCGUGAAACAUAUGCCCCAGUAAUUUUAAAGUGGAAAGUAGCAAAGCUACGAAAAGAAACUGGAAAUCAAAACUUGCAUACUGUGUUUGAUCUUAACCAAGUACCAUUUAAACAACAGCUUUUUACUGCAAUCACCCGUCCUAUACGGCUUCUUUUUUUGCAUCCAAUUAUCCAGGGUCUAGGUCUUUAUAUGGCUUUUGUGUACGGUUUCCUUUAUCUUUUACUUGUAACAUUCCCAACAUUAUGGUCUGUUCAUUAUGGGUUUAACUUAGGAAUAACGGGACUUAUGUAUAUUUCUUUAGGAGUGGGAUUUUCUACAGGACUAUUGUUUUGGUCACGAGUGAUUCAAAAAACCUUUAUGAAACUUACCAAGCGCAAUGGGGGUGUAUCAAAGCCUGAAUAUCGGCUAUACAUGGUCCCAUUUAGCGCCCUAUUUUUAAGUGUAGGGCUAUUUUGGUACGGAUGGAGUGCGCAAGCUCAUAUUUUUUGGAUAAUGCCAUGUAUAGGGGCUGGUAUUUAUACUUUUGGUAUGAUAGCGGUUUUUCAAUCUAUCCAAAACUAUCUUAUUGAUAUGAACCCUAGAUUUGCAGCUUCAUCAAUGGCUGCUGCAAUGGUAUUUAGAUCGAUGCUUGGUUUUGGAUUUCCAUUAUUUGGAAAAGCAAUGUAUGACCGUAUGGGUUAUGGCUGGGCAAACUCAAUGACCGGUCUCCUAUGUCUGGUUUUAGGUAUUCCAUUCCCGCUUAUUGUUAUUAAAUAUGGUGAAAAAAUUCGUUUAUGGGCAAACAAACGAUUCACAUGA
Molecule: messenger RNA, 1755 nt
Organism: Magnusiomyces paraingens
Lineage: Eukaryota; Fungi; Ascomycota; Dipodascomycetes; Dipodascales; Dipodascaceae
Exons: 2
Coding region: 1-1755 (584 amino acids)
Biological process (GO): transmembrane transport
Molecular function (GO): transmembrane transporter activity
Source: RefSeq, a predicted model, not a curated record